This is a messenger RNA of Lathyrus sativus (Indian pea), 423 nucleotides long. Lineage: Eukaryota; Viridiplantae; Streptophyta; Magnoliopsida; Fabales; Fabaceae. The record is from the annotation of a GenBank genome assembly.
AUGAGUGAGCUUUUUUUCGAUGAUUUUUUUAAGGUUGAGGAUGUAGACCCCGAUGGUAAAAAGUAUGACAAGGUUUCUCGGAUUGUUGCACGAAGUGAGAAGCAUAACAUGUACAUGCUUCUAGACGUAAAUACAGAGAUUUAUCCUAUCAACAGAAAGGAAAGAUUCUUGUUGGCUCUGUCUCCAUCUCUUAUUUUGAAUACCAAGGAUGGCCCAGUUUCAAUCCAAGAAAAGUUUGAAUACAUCAUGUAUGGAAGGUUAUAUGACAUUACAGCUGAUGGGCUUUCACGUUCUCCACCUGAAGUGGAGGUAUGCGCAUCAUUUGGCGGACUUCAGCUGAUGCUAAGAGGGGACCCUUCCCACUGUGUCAAGUUUGCAGUAGAUCAGAAGUUGUUUUUACUGAUAAGGAAGCUGGAAAGUUGA